Molecule: messenger RNA, 3671 nt
Organism: Telopea speciosissima
Lineage: Eukaryota; Viridiplantae; Streptophyta; Magnoliopsida; Proteales; Proteaceae
Product: protein SEMI-ROLLED LEAF 2-like
Exons: 20
Coding region: 454-3453 (999 amino acids)
Source: RefSeq, a predicted model, not a curated record
CAUGGGCCAUGAGAGCCUUUUCAGUUGGGCAUGGUGCUUUACCUAAAAAGGUUGUGUCUUCGUCUUCCGAGUUCUGACAGAAAGCACAUUUCUUUUUCAGUAAAAGAACUGAUUGCGUCUCACGUGAUCGACUUCUCCAUUUUUUUUUAGUUUCUUUCUUUCCGUUCCUUGAACCACGCGCUUGCUUCUGUCUUCUUUUUCGUUCUUAGAUUCGGAUUCAAAAAACCACUGUAAGUUGGUUGCAGAUUUUGAUCCCAGGGGUUUUACUUGUGAUUAGCAGAGUAUGUUCUUCUACAUUUUAAAUUUGGUGUUUUCGCUCUUUGUACUGUGUUCUUUUAGUUUAGGAAAAGUCAGAAUUUGUGUACAUUGAAGUGUUGAACUUUUCUGCUUGGGAUUCUUGAGUUCAAAUAGUUCUUCCCUCUUUAAUUUUUUUUUGAAAUAUUUCUGCAGAGAAUGGGGUUUAUCUCCCGAAGACUUCUCCCUGUUUGCGGGAACAUGUGUGUUUGCUGCCCUGCUUUGAGGUCGAGAUCUAGGCAACCCGUCAAACGGUACAAGAAGCUGCUUGCUGAGAUCUUCCCCAAAUCCCUUAAAGGUGCUCCAAAUGAACGGAAAAUUGUUAAAUUGUGUGAAUAUGCUGCCAAGAACCCCCUCCGAAUUCCAAAGAUUGCCAAGUAUCUUGAACAAAGGUGCUCAAAAGAAUUGAGGUCUGAGCAUAUCAAAUAUAUCAGUAUUAUCACAGAGGCAUACCAUAAACUGCUUUGCAUAUGCAAGGAGCAGAUGGCAUACUUCGCUCUCAGUCUACUGAAUGUCGUAAUUGAACUCUUGGACUCCACAAAGCAAGACAGUGUUCGUAUUCUAGGAUGCAAAACCUUGACCAGAUUCAUUCAUAGUCAGGCAGAUGGAAGUUAUGCUCACAAUAUUGAGAAAUUGGUUCCUAGAGUAUGCAUGCUUGCACGUGAGCCUGGGGAGGAAUAUAGCAAGUGCUGUUUGAGGGCAUCAAGUUUGCAAUGCCUUUCAGCCAUGGUGUGGUUUAUGGCAGAUUUUUCACAUGUUCUUGAUGGUUUUGAUAAGAUUGUGCAUGCCACACUGGAUAACUACGAACCAGAUAUAAAUCUUGUAGAUGAUGGUGAAAGAGGGGAGCCAGAUCACAAUUGGGUUGAUGAAGUAGUUAGAUGUGAAGCAAGGGGUGGUGUGGGUGUUGGUAGUGAUCUCAGCCUGAGCUACCUUAGGCCAAGACGGGAAAAAAAGGAUUGCACUCUAUUGACUCGAGACGAGAUUGAAAGUCCAAAAAUAUGGGCUCAAAUUUGUGUCCAGAAAAUAGUAGAAUUGGCCAAGGAGAGUACGACAAUGCAUCAGGUUUUAGAUCCAAUGUUCGCUUAUUUUGAUAAUGGGAAGCACUGGGUUCCUCGGCAGGGGUUAGCUAUGGUUGUUCUGUCUGAUAUGUGCUACUUUGUGGACACUGCAGGAAAUGAGCAGUUGAUUCUAGGUGCUGUCAUUCGACAUCUGGAUCACAAAAAUGUUGCACAUGAUCCGCAAAUUAAAUCUGAUAUUGUUCAGAUUGCUACCGCUUUGGCUCGACAACUCAGAACACGAGCCGUAGUCUCUGAAAUUGGGAUUAUCAGUGAUCUAUGCAGGCAUUUGAGGAAGUCUCUUCAGGCAACAGUUGAAUUGGUAGGACAGCAAGAGUCAAACUUGAACAUUUCACUCCAGACCUUCAUUGAAGACUGCUUAUUGGAAAUUGCUAAAGGAAUUGGUGAUGCUCGACCACUGUUUGAUUUGAUGGCAAUGACACUGGAGAAGCUUCCAUCUAUGGGUUCUGUUGCGAAGGCAACUGUUGGGUCAUUGUUGAUUCUGGCUCAUGUAAUUUCUUUAGCAUCUGUGACCUGGCAUUCACAGCAGAUCUUCCCAGAACUACUUUUCCUCCAACUUUUGAAAACAAUGAUGCAUCCAGAUGUUGAAGCUCGUAUUGGAGCACACCAGAUAUUUGCUAUGAUCCUUGUUCCAUCAUCUAACAAUCCCCGACAUGACUUAGCAUCUUCACUAUCUGGGAGUCUGUAUGAACCAAGGAAGUUGAAGUCCAAAACUGCAUCGGCGUUUGCCUCCACUACUGCUCUACUUGAAAAGCUUCGCAGGGAGAAGGGCGAUGCAAUAGUAGAAAAACAUGGGAAUAAUACUGAAGAUGAUUCUAAGGAUAGAGAAUCUGGUGAUGAGAAACAGGGCUGGGCCCGCAAAAACUCGCCUAACUUUUACAAAAUAAGUUGUUCUAUAAUUGACAGGACAACUGGACCAGCCUGCUUAACAGAGGCAGAGCCAAAAAUUACUAAACUAAGUGAGGACCAAACAUCCCAGUUGCUUUCUGCUUUAUGGAUGCAAGCCAAUCUUCCUGAUAACUUGCCUUCAAAUUUUGAAGCUAUAGCUCAUUCUUUCAGCUUAACUCUUAUUGCUUCACGCUUUAAGAAUACCAAUCAAAACAUUGUUGGAUUCUUUCAGCUUCCAAUUUCUCUCAGAAAUAUAUCUUUGGAUCCUUUUAAUGGAACGUUGCUGCCUUCGUGCCAGAGGUCACUUUUUGUGUUAGCAACGGCAAUGUUGAUGUUUGCAGCAAAGAUGUAUAAUGUUCCGGAUCCUAAUGAUUUGCUUAUGUCUGUGGUUUCUAAUCAUGUUGAUCCCUUCUUGGGCAUUGGUGAUGACCUUCAACUUUAUGUAAAGCAUCAGGCAGAUGUGAGGGAGUAUGGAUCGGCUGCUGACCAUCAAGCUGCUGGCUCAUUGCUCUCUAAAUUAAGGGAGACUGUUCAUGAGUCUGACAAGAUUAUACUGGACAUUUUAGUUGGAAGCCUUUCUAGGGCCACUGAGCUGGAUGCUGAAGAUCUAGUGAGGCAGCUGUCAGUAGCAUUCACACCUGAUGAUGCCAUCAUGUUUGGUCCACAAUCUGUACUUGACUUGGACCACCUUCGGACAAUUUCUCUUUCGAAGGAAUCACUUUCUUUUGAUGGGGAUUUCCAAGCAAACUCUUCGGUUGAGGAUGACGUGAUAAGUGAACCAUCUGUUGCUGACAUCUCCCUCUUCAUCCCCAAAAUGCCUACUUCGGCAUCCUUGUCCCAUGUUAUCAGUGUUGGACAGCUGCUAGAAUCAGCACUUGCAGCGGCUGGCCAAGUGGCUGGCACAUCUGUCUCAACGUCGCCUCUCCCAUACAGCAUGAUGGCUAGUCAAUGUGAGGCCCUAGGCACAGGUUCCAGGAUGAAGUUGUCCAGUUGGUUGGCCCGUGAAACGCAUGAUUCAAGAUCAGUUGACCAGCCAUCCUUGACCUUUUCUGCAAAUGGCAUUUCUUCUAUACAGAAGAUCAUCAAUGAUGAUGGGCCAAUUCUAACUGUAUUGCCAACCGAGCCUUGGUCAGUGCUGAGGCUGCCUCCUGCUAGCCCAUUUGACAACUUCCUAAAAGCAGCUGGAUGUCAAUAAAGUAGCUACCAUGCUCCUGUCACCGAUCUGCGUUUAUGUGCACUUGUAAAGUUGUAGAUUUGCAAUCCACCAUGGCCCUUCUAUAAUUUCCAUUAUCAUGUUAUUACCUGUUACUACUAGAGAUGAGCACAACCAUAUGUAGGACACAUUCAAUUCAUCCCUUUUAGUUACAUGAAGUGUGAGGAUAACAAAAUGUCUGCUUAUGCCUGUUGUGCUCA